AAGGGAACAUUUUUUUUACAUAAGAAGUACAACGAGAAAAUUAAUCGCUCUUAUCAACAAAUUUUUACAUCCUAAUCUUGUUUGUUUUGUGUUCAAAUCUACAAAAGUGAAGUGCUUACGUCUCCGUUUGUUAAAUGACUGUGGCAAAGUGAGGCAGAAACGACACAAACAUUACUCGUCUAAGUACGAAAUCCUCAACAAUGGCUCUUGCCUUUCGGGUUUUGUUACAAUAUUUGGAUCUAAAUGACAUCUUUAGUUUGAAGAAUUUCCUCGACAGCAACUCGUUUCAAGUGGAUGAGCGCGAUGACAAUGGGGCGACGAUUCUCAUGCAUGCAGCGAGUCGGGGCGUGACAGCCUUUGUCAAAGAAUUGGUUCUACGCGGUGCCGAUAUUCAAGCGGAGGAUUUGGAUAAUUGGACUGCGUUGCUUUGUGCGACAAAAGCGGGUCAUUUCGAGAUUGUCGAGUACUUGAUUGAUCAUGGCGCGGAUAUUGAGCAUCGGGAAAUGGGCGGUUGGACCCCUUUGAUGUGGGCUUCGUACAAAGGGUACAUUGACAUCGUGAAUCGAUUGUUGCAAAAAGGCGCCGAUGUGCAUUGUCACGGCAAUUAUCACUUAUCCCCGUUGCUGUGGGGUGCAGGACGAGGACAUUAUGAAGUCGUCGUUGCUUUGAUAAACAAAGGAGCGAAAGUCAAUUCAGCCGAUAAGUAUGGCACAACGGCACUAAUUUGGGCUUGUCGCAAGGGAAUGACGAAUAUCGUGGAUUUUUUGUUGAAAGCGGGUGCGAAUGUCGAUACAGCUGGCAUGUAUAGUUGGACUCCGUUACUUGUCGCAGUUGCGGGAGGACAUCAAGAAUGCGUGAAUUUAGUGUUGGAGAGAAAACCGAAUGUGAAUGCUUUGGAUAAAGAUGGCAUGACAGCACUUGCGAUCGCUUGUCGUGAAGGCCUAACUGAAAUUGUGUCGUCGUUGAUAUCUGUGGGCGCUUAUAUUAAUACGCAAGAUCGAUCGGGAGAUACUCCGUUAAUUCAUGCCAUCAAGGGAAAUCAUCGCGGAGUCGUUGAGAUACUCGUGAAGAAACAUGCGGAUAUCGAUAUUCAGGGCAAAGACAAGAAAACUGCAUUAUACUACGCCAUUGAAAAGGGAAAUUUGCACAUUGUUCGCAUGAUUCUCUCCCAAAACCCAGAUUUGGAAUCAGAAACCAAAGAUGGCGACACCGCCUUAUUACGCGCCGUUCGCAAUCGAAACUUGGAAAUUGUGCAAUUACUCCUCGAUAAAAGAGCAAAAGUUGGAGCCACGGACAAACGCGGAGACACUUGCUUGCACAUUGCGAUGCGAGCGCGAUCCAAACAAAUCGUCGAAGCACUUUUGCAUAAUCCGAAAAACAAUCAAAUCUUGUACAAGGCAAACAAAGUCGGCGAAACUCCUUACGGGAUCGAUCAAUUGCAUCAAAAGACGAUUUUGGGACAAGUUUUUGGCACGCGUCAAAUUAACACGGAAGAUUCCGAGGGAGUUCUCGGUUACGAGGUUUACAGCUCCGCUUUGACGAAUAUUUUGUACGAGCCGACACUGAUAACGCCGAUUACGAUUGGAUUGUAUGCCAAAUGGGGCAGCGGCAAAAGUUUCCUCUUGAACAAGGUUCGUGGUGAAAUGUUGAAUUGUGUGUCGGAAUGUGCGAAAAUCGCUGCAAAACCGAAAGCGAUUUUAUUUUUGACAAUUUUGCACAUUUCCUUGCUGUUUGGCGUACUUACGGGAAUGCUCUUGUGGUCCGUGCCUUAUGGAAUUCUAACUUUUGUCUGCAUUACGGCAACAGUUCUCGGGCUUUUACGCAUCAUGAGCGUCAUUAAUCGUCGAUAUCGCUUGGAUUGGAUCGAUUCGAUGUUUCAAGGGCUCGACAAGCAAAUUGGUAAACUUCAGUUAAUUCUUCAAGUCGCUUUUUGCUACCCCCCGAACAUUAGUGCGGAUAUUCAUACGAAACCGGUACGAUUUCAUUUUGCCGAUUUGAGUAAUGCGCCGCCAAAAGGAGAGCAAGCGGUGAGUUUGAUGCUGGCUUCGAUGUUGGAGGAGAUUGAAAGACAUUACGGAACAGUUGCGACGAGACUUUAUCGAGCGCUGCGCCCAAAACAGCACGAAAGUCUCACAAGAUGGCGCUUUCGACGAAUGUGUUGCAUUCCAAUUGUCUUUCUUUUUGAGCUGUUUUUGUUUUCUGUCGGUGCCGGGAUUUGUUUGCUGGUUAUUUAUUACACGCAUGACCUGAAUGACGUCGAAAAAAGUGCCCUUUUGAUCGUUUUGUACAUCACGGGAGCUUUGUUGCUUGCCGCACUGGUUGCUAAUUUUCAUAUUUUGACAAGACUGGUGAGGUCGUUGUUCAUUUCGCAAGCUUCUUAUUUGAAGCGAUUGACGAGAAAUAAUAACGAGAGUGGAUUGUCGUUGACAACGUUGGGCAAUGAAGUUACGCUGAUGACGGAUAUGGUGAAGUGUUUGGACUCAUUCGUCGGUCAACAAAGUCGUUUGUGUGGCGUCGUGGAUGUACUUGACUACUACGAUAUUGACAAAAUUCUCAACAUCCUGAGUGUCAUUCAAACGUUACUUUGUGCCGCAAAUCGCCCAUUCAUCAUUUUAAUCGCUGUCGAUCCACACAUCAUCACAAAAGCCGCCGAAGCUCGCAGCAAACGCAUGUUAACUGAAGUCGGCACCAUUGGAGGUCACGAUUUCCUCCGAAACUUUGUUCAUCUCCCGAUUUACUUGCAAAGUACGAACUUGAAGAAAAUCCAACGCGCACAAGUCGCAGCAAUGGCAAUGUUGAAUCGCAUCAACGAGAUCGGCGAACGACGAUUGUCUAAUGCAAGCGAAAUGGGAAUGAGCAUGGAACGUCUUCGAACGAUAAAUACAAAUUCACGAACUAACUCGAAGAAAUUACGGACUCAAGCUCCGGAAUCGCUCGCGGGAUCGUACAGCUCGAAUUUACACAAAUUGGGACAAUCUGGCGUUGGAUUGGACAAAAAUCGGGUGAUGUUCUCGGAUGACUUUUUCAGUGAUGUGAAUCCGCGGAGCAUGAAACGGCUGCUGAACGUGAUGUCGCUGACAAUUCGCUUGCUGAAGGCGAAUCACAUUGACUUUAGUUGGUAUCGCUUGUGUUCUUGGAUAAAUUUGACGGAACAAUGGCCCCUGAGAGCCAGCAUUAUCGUUUUAGAGUUUGAGAAAGAGGAUCUCGACGAUACCACGUCGCUGGAGACAAUUUACGAGCGUUGCAAGCCGAAAAUCGCGUAUUUGAAGGAAGCAGCUGUUUUCUUGGAAAUGGAUCGAGACGAGAGGAAACUUGAUGCUUUUUUGCAUAUUCACAAAAAUGACUUGCAAGUCACGGAUUUGAAAGUUUUCUUGCCAUUCACUUUCAAUUUGGAUCCUUAUUUGAAAAAAGUCCUUAAAGAAGAUCAACAAGCAUUUGAGGAAGAAUUUGAGGGAUUAACGAUGUUUGCGCCGCCUUCAACUUCGGAAAAAGUUCAACCAAAACCCCCAAAUCGCGUUUCUUACCCUUUUAUGCCGUCUCCGAUGCCGAUGCCCAUGCCUCGGGGCACCAUUGGAUUCAGUUUGCCGCCUCAACCGAUGCCAUUACCACACGCAGCGCACAUUCAUCCGCCACCUGCCGACUUAUUUUCAGGUCUUUUAGCGCCCUCUGUCGCCGUAAAUUCAACAAUGAACGAAUCCACGAAAUCCCUGUCGGAUAAAUCGCUUGAAAAUGUGACCUUGAGCCAACUUUCCGUCGAUCAACUCAUCAAAUUGUUGCAACGCAUGCCCGAUAUGGCGCCAAUUAUGCCGAAACUUGGUCCCGCUUUGCAAGAAAAUGCCAUCACGGGUCGCGUUUUGAUGCAUUGUGACUUGAACGAGCUCAAAUCCGUGCUAAAUAUCUCCUUCGGGCAUUGGGAAACCUUCAAAUUGCUCAUCAACACACUAAAAACGUACGAAAUGACAAAAGUGUCGCUUGCAGUUACCGAUAUUAAUAAUCCAGUUGCUCCGAUUUCAACGCCAACAGCGCAGGCAGAACGGGAUGUCACCGAUACGAUCCAACCGCCAGCCAAAAAAAGGUCCGUUGUUGAAUCGCGUUUCCAGAAGCAAGUUACGAUCGAGGAAGAGAUGAUUUGUGAAACGCUUCAGAUGAUCAACAGUGACAUCAUGGAUCCGUUGGAUGAAGAUGGUUUCGCGAGUGAAGAUGAUCAAAUGAUUCCGUCGGGGCAGUCGGGAGAUGAAAUGCCGUUGACUCCGAUUCGGGAAAGUUUGGAAGUCGGAUCGCCAACGAGACGUAAGAGUUUAGUGCGAACCGUUACUAUUGGGGAUUACGAUGAUACCUUGCCAACGGUUAUUAGUAUGCCGUCAAUCAGUAUUGAGGAACAUCAGGAUCAGAAAAUGGAAUAAAUUUGAGAUUUUUUUCACAGGUACUAAUUUUUUUAUUUUUAAUUACAGAAUUUACCAAAAUUUACCUUAUUUUAUGUAGAACAGAAUUUUAUGAAUUUAUUAUUUUAUUUUAUUACAAAAGUAUUCAAUUUUAUAGAUUAGAAUGAGAAAUACAAUAAAAGUUUGAAAAGAAUGAAA
Molecule: messenger RNA, 4580 nt
Organism: Culicoides brevitarsis
Lineage: Eukaryota; Metazoa; Arthropoda; Insecta; Diptera; Ceratopogonidae
Gene: Arms
Product: kinase D-interacting substrate of 220 kDa
Exons: 4
Coding region: 201-4403 (1400 amino acids)
Molecular function (GO): protein kinase regulator activity; PDZ domain binding
Source: RefSeq, a predicted model, not a curated record